Messenger RNA from Sesamum indicum (sesame), 315 nucleotides. Lineage: Eukaryota; Viridiplantae; Streptophyta; Magnoliopsida; Lamiales; Pedaliaceae. The record is from RefSeq and is a predicted model, not a curated record.
AUGUUGGUCCAAUUCGAGGCGACAAUCAAGAGAUUGCAAUCUGCUGACAUGUUGGGGGAUGCUUUAACUUCCAAGAAGGUCAAGAAGGCCCGACGUUGGAAGAAAAAGAAGAGCAAAGCCAAAGGUCCAGCCCCUGCAAGAAAAACAGUUGUCAAGGGCCAGACUUUUGGCAAAGGGAAGAGGAAGGAAGUUCUUAAAGCUAACAAGGCAGAAGAUGACUGCCACUACUGCUAUGAAAAGGGGCAUUGGAAGAGAAAUUAUCCUAAAUUCCUUGUCUUUGUUCAAGGUGAUGGCAAAAAGAAGAAGACUAAGUGA